AUGACUCAUUCGCCGCAUCCCUCUGAAAAGGUCCUGGGCAUGCCGCCCUUCGUGGCUGAUUUCCUCAUGGGAGGUGUCUCUGCUGCCGUCUCCAAGACCGCUGCCGCUCCCAUCGAGCGAGUCAAGCUCCUCAUCCAAAACCAAGAUGAAAUGAUCAGAGCCGACCGCCUGGAUCGCAGAUAUAAUGGAAUAGGCGAAUGCUUCAAGCGCACAAUAGCUGACGAGGGUUUCGUUAGCUUAUGGCGCGGCAACACGGCGAAUGUGAUUCGGUAUUUCCCCACGCAGGCUCUCAACUUUGCCUUUCGAGACAAGUUCAAGAAGAUGUUUGGCUAUAAGAAGGACCGCGACGGUUAUGCCAUGUGGAUGGUGGGAAAUUUGGCUUCUGGAGGCGCUGCCGGAGCAACUGGCCAGCUUUUCGUCUAUUCUCUUGAUUAUACGCGGACUCGGUUGGCGAACGACGCAAAGAAAGGAGGACAGCGCCAGUUUAAUGGAUUCAUCGACGUAUACCGGAAAACAAUAGCAUCAGACGGCAUCGUUGGCCUUUACCGCGGCUUCUUCCCCUCUGUCUUUGGCGCUGUUGUUUACCGAGGUCUGUACUUUGGCAUGUACGAUUCCUUCAAGCCGCUUGUUCUCGUUGGGGCUCUUGAGAACAACUUUCUGGCUUCAUUCUGCCUGGGAUACUUUGUAACAACAGCGGCGGGCAUUGCUGCUUACCCGUUAGACACGAUCCGCCGGCACAUGAUGAUGACUUCGGGAGAGGCAGUCAAGUAUAAGAGUUCGUUUGAUGCCGCUAGGCAGAUUAUUGCCAAGAAUGGAGUGCGAGCUCUCUUUAAUGGCGCUGGAGCGAACAUUCUUCGGGGUGUUGCUGGAGCUGGUGCAUUGUCAAUCUAUGAUGAGCUUCAGGUUGCUCUAUUUGGCAAGACGUUUAAGGGCGAAUGA
Molecule: messenger RNA, 939 nt
Organism: Trichoderma aggressivum f. europaeum
Lineage: Eukaryota; Fungi; Ascomycota; Sordariomycetes; Hypocreales; Hypocreaceae
Exons: 1
Coding region: 1-939 (312 amino acids)
Biological process (GO): mitochondrial ATP transmembrane transport; mitochondrial ADP transmembrane transport
Cellular component (GO): mitochondrial inner membrane
Molecular function (GO): ATP:ADP antiporter activity
Source: RefSeq, a predicted model, not a curated record